AUGAUUAAUUAUGUCAAGAUUGUUGUUGAAUCAUUAAAUACAAUUUUCGAUACUUUAUUACCUUUCAACCAAAAUUAAUAAUCUAAUUGUUUAUCUUGGUUAGUAUUGAUUAUUUUCUCAUUUAUUGCUGAUAAUUUUGGUAGAAAAUUGUCAUCGUCAAUUUCUGUUGAAGCCCUCUUAGUUAAAGUAUUCUAUAUUUUUAAUAUUUAAGUUUGAUAUGAACUAAUAGAUGUUAACUAUAGUUCUAUUCUUUUUAAGUUUUCGAGAUAUGCCGAUAAUUACUGUACAUUAUUCAUUUAUUAAUGAACUUUCCUGUAAUUUAAUUAUAUCAAAGAUUUUAUAUAGAGAGUAAUUUUAGGGAGGUCUAAAAUGUUGGUGUCAAAGUGUUUUUUCUAAUUUGUAAAUUUGCUAUAAUAGCAUUAGCAUAUUUUAUUACGUUUUGGAAAUGGUUAGAAAUUACAGUUGCAAUACCAUAUUUUUUAUAAAUUAUUGGUAGUCUUUUGAUAUUUGAAUCUUCUUAUUUCUAUAAAUAAGAUUAAGAAAAUAUGACAUCACCUUUUCCUUAUUCAUGA
This is a messenger RNA of Paramecium pentaurelia, 572 nucleotides long. Lineage: Eukaryota; Ciliophora; Oligohymenophorea; Peniculida; Parameciidae. The record is from the annotation of a GenBank genome assembly.